Messenger RNA from Entamoeba invadens IP1, 588 nucleotides. RefSeq lists its product as hypothetical. The transcript has a single exon. Lineage: Eukaryota; Evosea; Mastigamoebida; Endamoebidae. The record is from RefSeq and is a predicted model, not a curated record. Bases 1 to 588 code for a protein of 195 amino acids.
AUGUAUUCAGAUUGGCCUCUGUAUAGGGUGUAUGACCAAUUUAGUGGUGGAAUGUGGAAACUUACAGACGAACAAAAGAAAGAACUUAAAAAAAUUAAAGAAGGAGAUGAUAUGAAGCCAAGAAUCAGCACAACUCAAGAAAAUUGCAAGUACAAUGCAUUGGUUGCUGGUAUUGUAAGUGACAAAAUCGAUAGUCUUGAGGAACAAAUAAAAGACUUGAAAAAUCAGAACGAAACUCUGCAGACAGAAAAGGGGGAACUUGUGAAGAAAAGUGAAGAGAUGCAAAACAACAUCAACAGAUACACAUACAUGGAUGAAUUAAUGGACGACCUGGAAAAAGGUUACCAAGAUGAUACCACACAACUAAUACAACACUACGAAAAGAAACUCGCUGAAGAAAAAGAAUAUCGCAUUAAAGAUCUUACUGAAGAAAAGGAACACCAUGCAAAAGAAAUCCGAUCUCGUUGUGACAAGAAUGAAAAGAAGAUUAAAAUGUUUCGAGAGAUGAUCCAUCGACUCAAAGUUGCUCAUCCCGACAUUGAAGAGUUAAAAUUAAUGACAUUAAAAUUGACUGUUUCUGUAUUUUAG